ACCCUGCUCCCCGGGACCCCACAAACACCCCCGGUCUCCCGGCGGCAUGGGCGACAACACCAGCCCCCUCAGCGUGAUUCUGGUGAGCUCGGGGAGCAGGGGCAACAAGCUGCUGUUCAGGUACCCCUUCCAGAGGAGCCAGGAGCACCCGGCGUCCCAGACGAGUCAGCCGCGGAGCAGGUAUGCUGUCAACAACACCGGGGACCAUGCUGACGAUCAGGAUGGGGACUCCAGGUUUUCAGAUGUUAUUCUGGCAACAAUUCUGGCAACCAAAUCUGAGAUGUGUGGCCAAAAAUUUGAGCUGAAGAUUGAUAAUGUGCGAUUUGUUGGGCAUCCGACGCUGCUGCAGCAUGCUCUGGGACAGAUUUCCAAGACGGAUCCAUCCCCAAAGAGGGAUGCCCCCACCAUGAUUCUCUUUAAUGUGGUGUUUGCGCUGAAGGCUAAUGCUGACCCGUCAGUGAUCGACUGUCUGCACAAUCUGUCCCGGCGCAUUGCUACGGUGCUGCAGCACGAGGAGCGCCGUUGCCAGUACCUCACGAGGGAGGCCAGGCUGAUCCUGGCGCUGCAGGAUGAGGUGUCCACUGUGGCAGACGCAGGUGAAAGUCCCCCGUCUCCGUUCCGUCACAUUCUGCCCAAGUGCAAACUGGCCCGGGACCUGAAGGAGGCUUACGACAGCCUGUGCACCUCUGGCGUGGUGCGGCUCCACAUCAACAGCUGGCUGGAGGUGAGCUUCUGUUUGCCCCACAAGAUCCACUAUGCUGCGUCCAGCCUCAUCCCCCCCGAGGCCAUAGAGCGCAGCCUCAAGGCCAUCCGCCCGUACCAUGCCCUGCUGCUGCUCAGUGACGAGAAGUCCCUGCUUGGAGAGCUCCCUGUCGACUGCUCCCCAGCCCUGGUACGUGUUAUCAAGACCACGUCUGCUGUGAAGAACUUGCAGCAGCUGGCCCAGGACGCUGACCUGGCUUUGCUGCAGGUGUUCCAGCUUGCGGCUCACCUGGUGUACUGGGGCAAGGCCAUCAUCAUCUAUCCGCUGUGUGAGAACAAUGUGUACAUGCUCUCCCCCAACGCCAGCGUGUGUCUGUACUCCUCGCUGGCCGAGCAGUUCUCCUGUCAGUUCCCAGCUCAUGACCUGCCGUCCAUCCUCUCCAAGUUCUCCUUGCCUGUCUCCUUGUCAGAAUUUAGGAACCCCUUGGCCCCCCCUGUGCAGGAGACCCAGCUCAUCCAGAUGGUGGUGUGGAUGCUGCAGCAUCGGCUGCUUAUCCAGCUGCACACCUACGUCUGCCUGAUGGCCUCCCCCAGCGAGGAUGAGCCCCGCCCACGAGAAGACGACAUGCCCUUCACGGCCCGGGUGGGCGGCCGCAGCCUCAGCACACCCAAUGCCCUGAGCUUCGGCUCUCCAACCAGCAGUGACGACAUGACCCUCACCAGUCCCAGCAUGGACAACUCCAGUGCAGAGCUGCUCCCUAGUGGGGACUCGCCGCUGAACAAGAGGGUGACGGAGAACCUGCUGGCCAGCCUGUCGGAGCAUGAGCGGGUGGCCAUCCUCAGCGUGCCUGCGGCCCAGAACCCUGAGGACCUCCGCAUGUUUGCCAGGCUCCUGCACUACUUCCGUGGGCGGCACCACCUGGAGGAGAUCAUGUACCAUGAGAACACACGGCGCUCCCAGCUGCUCAUGCUCUUCGACAAGUUUCGCAGUGUGCUGGUGGUGACCACCCAUGAGGACCCUGUCAUCGCUGUCUUCCAGGCGCUGCUUCCGUAAGCCAGGUGAGGCCAGGGAGGCUCCCUCUCAGCCUGACCGUGUGGUGCACUUAGACCUGCUCUAGGCA
Molecule: messenger RNA, 1823 nt
Organism: Ochotona princeps (American pika)
Lineage: Eukaryota; Metazoa; Chordata; Mammalia; Lagomorpha; Ochotonidae
Gene: NPRL3
Product: NPR3 like, GATOR1 complex subunit
Exons: 13
Coding region: 47-1756 (569 amino acids)
Biological process (GO): cellular response to amino acid starvation; positive regulation of autophagy; negative regulation of TORC1 signaling
Cellular component (GO): GATOR1 complex
Source: RefSeq, a predicted model, not a curated record